ACGGAAACGGAAGGGACCAUUUGCCGAGCUUAAAAGGCCUAACCACGAUUACGGCUGCAAUCUCAGAACCCCUCUUUCCGCUCUCUCGACACCGUGCCGGAAUCUGACGUCCACAGCGCCGUACGCUCCGCGACGCUACCACUACGGCCAGCCUCCUCCCCAUUCCCCCCAUUCUAACAACGGAUAUCAUCUCAAUUUGCUGAAUUAGCGAUUUGUUCUUGUGAAAAGCCGCGAAGGGAGAAUUCUGUGGAAUUUUUUCUUCUCGAACUCUGUGGGAUUAGUUUCGGCUGUGGUGGAUAUCGGAAUGUCGGUUUUGGCUCCACAGAUGUCUGCGCUCAAGAGCUAUGGCGUCUGCUUAAGGAAUGCUGCCGAUGGCGACAAGAGGUGGAGUACAAAUUGGAGAUCACCACAAGCAACCAUAAUACCUAAUAUUCAUCUUCCAAUGCGUAGUUUUGAAGUUAAGAACAGGACAUCUGUAGAGAACAUAAAAUCUUUGAGAUUGAUUACUGCCAUCAAAACCCCAUAUCUGCCAGAUGGUAGAUUUGACCUUGAAGCAUAUGAUGCUUUGGUGAACAUGCAGAUAGAAAAUGGGGCAGAAGGUGUAAUCGUCGGUGGCACAACUGGUGAAGGUCAAUUAAUGAGCUGGGAUGAGCAUAUAAUGCUUAUUGGUCACACGGUUAAUUGUUUUGGUGGAUCGAUCAAAGUUAUUGGAAAUACUGGAAGUAACUCAACAAGGGAAGCAGUCCAUGCCACUGAACAAGGUUUUGCAGUUGGAAUGCAUGCUGCUCUUCAUAUCAAUCCUUACUAUGGCAAAACCUCCUUAGAAGGUUUGGUUUCUCACUUUGAAAGUGUACUCCCCAUGGGCCCCACUAUUGUAUAUAAUGUGCCCUCACGAACUGGCCAAGAUAUUCCACCGCGUGUGAUUCACACUCUGGCACAGUCCUACAAUUUGGCAGGCAUAAAGGAAUGUGUUGGAAAUGACCGGGUAGAACAGUAUACAGAAAAUGGAAUUGUGGUGUGGAGUGGGAACGAUGAUCAGUGUCAUGAUUCCAGAUGGAGCCAUGGUGCCACUGGAGUGAUAUCAGUCACCAGCAAUUUGGUUCCUGGCUUAAUGCGAGAACUCAUAUAUGGAGGAAAGAACCCUUCCCUGAAUGCAAAGCUCAUGCCUUUGAUUGAGUGGCUGUUCCUCGAGCCUAAUCCUAUUGGCUUAAACACAGCUCUUGCUCAGCUUGGGGUUGUGAGGCCAGUUUUCCGCCUACCUUAUGUACCACUUCCUUUGUCGAAGAGGGUAGAAUUUGUGAAUUUAGUGAAAGAAAUUGGACGGGAGAAUUUUAUAGGUACAGAAGAUGUCCAGGUUAUUGAUGAUGAGGACUUUAUUUUGGUGGGUCGGUAUUAGCUCUAAGGUAGGUUUGCUUUUGUUCAGGGAUGGGCUUGGUCCUUUUUUGACAGUAAGUAAUACUAAGAAUUCAUGUAGCCGACGUCAGUGGGAUUAGGCAUUGGGAUGAUGAUGGUGAUGGUGAGGCAAUGUUUCUUGACUUCCUGAAUAAUUGUUGGACAAUAUGCUGGAAACUGCAGGUUUUAUUUUAUGGUUUUUGGUUGCGAAUGAAAAGAGUAAAGGUUUUUUUUUUGGAUGCUUGAACGCGAGAAACGGUGUUCCACUUAUCUAUCCAAGCUGCCAGGCACUUCUAAGUCAACUUACUCAUUUUUCUUCUCCGUCCUCUCUGUAUAUGUUAUGUGUAGUAUACAAGCAUGUAUCUUUUCAAUUUGCUACUAUGUGCAUGUUGGAAUGAACUCAUAUGUAUUUCAGUCUACUUUUGAGUGUUUUAGAUUCAGUAA
Molecule: messenger RNA, 1836 nt
Organism: Diospyros lotus (date-plum)
Lineage: Eukaryota; Viridiplantae; Streptophyta; Magnoliopsida; Ericales; Ebenaceae
Product: 4-hydroxy-tetrahydrodipicolinate synthase, chloroplastic-like
Exons: 3
Coding region: 305-1396 (363 amino acids)
Molecular function (GO): 4-hydroxy-tetrahydrodipicolinate synthase activity
Source: RefSeq, a predicted model, not a curated record